AUGCCUCGAGGUAGAAGUAAAUCCAUUGUACAGAAAAUAGCUAACGAUGUUCAUAAUAAUACUGAAAGCCAUUUAAAUUUAGAUUCACCAAAUCAACAUCAACAAGAUAAACAGUUUGCAUCAGCUACGACUUUUAAACAUUCAAGAUCAAAAUCUCAAGAAUCAAUAACGAAAAUAACUAAAGAUUUUGAUAAUCUAUAUCCUUUUACAAAUGAAGAAGAAGAAACUGUAUGGUCUAAAUUCAUAAGUAAAUAUAAUCAUGAUACAAUUUUAAAACCAGAAGAUAUUGAAAAUGUGAAUAAUUAUCAAUUGGACUCUGUACUAAAUUUCAAAAGUUGUUUAAAACGAAAUAGUCAAGCUUUAAACUCAAUGAUAUUAGAAUCUGAUGAUAUAAUUGAUGCCUUAACAAACUUACUAAACAAGUACAAUGCAAUUUCACAACAGACAAUGGAUUUUGAUAAAGAAGCUAAUAAAUUGAUAAAUCAACAAAAUGAAACAAAUGACAAAUACUUGAAAAUAUAUGAGAAUUUAAAACAUUUUGAGCAUUUAGAUGUCAUAACUAAACACUUGUCAAGAAGUGGUAACCACUUACUAAAUCAAAAAAGAGAAUUUUUCAAAAAUGAUAUACUACAAGAAAUUGACAAUUCAUUAGAGUUUAUCAAUGAACACCCUGAUUUUAAAGAGAGUGAAUUAUACGGAAGUAGGUUUAGACAAUGUAUGACCAGAGCUUUAACUUUAAUUAGAAAUUAUUUGAAUAGUGAAUUGAAAUCAAUAUCUGAUACAAUUGAAAGAAAACUUCGAGAGGACAAAACGAUCACAAUUAGUAUAUUGAUAUAUAAUGAGUUUAAUAAUUAUUUCAAGUAUCAUGAAAAUUCAUUUAAUGAGCUAUUCAAUGAAAUUGUGAAAAGAGUAGAUAAUCAUCUAGAAUAUAAUGGAUUAUUACAUGAUAUCACUACCACGUACUUUAAUAUCAGAAUAAGAUUAAUAAAUCAGUACGUUCAAGACACAUCAACAAUUAAUGAACUUUAUAACAAUCAUACAUCUCAUCCAUUGAAUCUAGUACAAACAUGUCAAGAUCAAAUUUCAUAUUUCAAAAAUAUAAUAGAACGAGAGUAUCAAUUAUACAUAAAGUUUUUCGACUCCGCCGAUUCACUACAAGAUGAUUUGUAUCAGUUUUUGAAGAAUGCAAUUGAUCCAUUAUACGAUGCAAUUAGAUUAUUAGUCAUCAAAGAACAUAAUAUUUCAAAUUUAUGUCAAUUAACUACUUUAUUGCAAAAAUAUUACGAAUUUGAAGAUGAAGCAGAUGGAAAUGGUUCAUUAGUAGAUACUGGUAGUUAUUUUGAUACCGGUAAUUCAAUCAAAUAUGGAAUUUUAUUUCAACCUAUUUUAGAUGGUUGUCAAAAUAGAUUAAUUUUUAGAAUACAAAAAUAUGUCGAUGAUAAAUUGAUACCAUAUAAUCCAAAAGCGUCAGAUUUGAAAAUUAUUGGCAAUAUUAAAAGAAAAGAUUCCAAUACUACAAAUGUACUAGAUGUCGAUUAUGAGGAUAAUUUAUUUCCAGAUAUUUAUUUACCAUUAGGUAAAGCAUUAACUUUAUUAUCUAACAUUUAUGAAUUGAUAAACUCAGUUGUUUUUGAUGAUUUAGCUCAUUAUAUAGUCCAUGCAUGUAUUGAAUUACUUAAAGGUGAAUUUUUAAAAAUUUCAAUUGCUCAUUUAGGUAUCAUAGAUGGUAAAUUAUCAUAUAUCAAAAACCUCAUAAUUUUAAAAAAUCAAAUAAAUAACUUUGAUAUCCAAUUUACAAGAACCGAUUACUCAAUAGAUUUUAUUAGUGGAUUAAAUGAUAUUUGGCAAAUGAUAAAAAAUAGACAAUUUAAUUAUAAUAAUGGAGGAUUCAUAGAAUUGGCAAAGAAAACAGUCCCUAAAAUUAUAAACAAUAUGAUGGAUGCAAAUUAUGAAAUUGAAUUAGAGUUGAAUAAUUCAGUUAGUGAAUUUAUAGAUUAUUGUUCAAACGAAAUAUGUGAACCAAUAAUAAAACCAACGAGUCCAUCAGAAACAAUAUCCAAAUUUAAAGAUAAUUUGAUAAUGAAAAUUCCUAAUUACUAUACACGAAUUAAAAUAAUACUAAAUGAUGAAGUUGUAACUCAAUUUUUAAUGAAUAAUUUAUCAAAUUUGAUAAUUAUAACUUAUGAAAAUUACUAUAAUAACCUAAUUGAAAGUUCAACAGACUUAGAUGAAAAUGCAAAGAAAGAAUUGAGUGAAAUUAUGGAAAUAGAAGUAUUAGAUGGAUUUGUAAAUGACAUGAUUUCAAAUUUAUUUGUUGAAGAUGAGAAAGUACAAUUUAAUGAAAGUGUAUUGGAAGAAUUAGAAAAUGAGUUGAAAAAAGAAGAGUCAACAAAGAAUGGAGAUGCCAAUGAAGGUAAAUCACCAUCACCAGGAACCAAAUAG
Insectozyma verbasci is the source of this 2442-nucleotide messenger RNA. The record is from the annotation of a GenBank genome assembly. Lineage: Eukaryota; Fungi; Ascomycota; Pichiomycetes; Serinales; Debaryomycetaceae.